GUCAGUCCAGUAGUUGGUUCCUGGUCGGAUUGGAGGAGAGUGAUUGGGAUGGGGUUGGCUUCCAUUAACGACAACAAUAGUCCGGGCAGCAACGAAGAACCGUUUCGGUUUGUGGAUGGCGAGUUGGCGUAGGUUUCGAGGCUGUUUGGGUUGGUGAUGGCGGCGGGGGACGCCGACGGUCCCGGGCCGCUGUCGCUGACCCAGUGAGGUGGAGCUGGGGCUUGAAGUGCUCGGUGUGUCCGGCUUCAGGCCGUCAUCUGAUCUGUACAUGUCUCCAGUGGUGACAGGAAUGGAUGUGACCAGCCGAUGUACAACUGGUGAUCCAAACCGGCUUCCUGAGGGACUGCCUCAACCUGCACGCUUGCAUUAUGUCUCUGACAAACACCCACGACUGACUCUGGAUGCCAUCAACCAACUGAGGAGAAACCAGGGCCUGUGUGACGUUGUGCUUGUUGUAGGCCUGAAGAAAAUCUAUGCCCAUCGGGUGGUGCUUGCAGCCUGCAGUCCGUACUUUCAUGCGAUGUUCACCAGCGAACUUGCUGAAAGUAGACAGACAGAAGUUCUCAUUAGAGACAUCGAUGAACGUGCCAUGGAAUUGCUCAUUGAGUUUGCAUAUACAUCACAAAUUAUUGUGGAGGAGAACAAUGUCCAGACUUUGCUGCCAGCUGCUUGCUUAUUACAGCUGACUGAGAUUCAAGAAACCUGUUGUGAAUUUUUAAAGCGACAGCUUGAUCCCUCCAAUUGUUUGGGAAUUCGAGCGUUUGCUGACACUCAUGCUUGCAGGGAAUUGCUGCGGGUGGCCGAUAAGUUUACUCAACACAACUUUCAGGAGGUAAUGGAGAGUGAGGAGUUUAUGCUUCUGCCAGCAAACCAGAUGAUUGAUAUUAUUUCCAGCGAUGAGUUGAAUGUGCGAAGUGAGGAGCAAGUGUACAGUGCUGUUGUAUCCUGGGUCAAAUAUAACAUUCAAGAGAGGAGAGGACAACUUGCUCAGGUUUUGCAACAUGUUCGACUGCCAUUGCUGAGUCCUAAAUUCUUGGUUGGCACAGUUGGAACGGACUCUUUGAUCAAAAGUGAUGAAAUGUGCAGAGAUCUCUUGGAUGAGGCAAAGAAUUAUCUGCUUCUGCCACAGGAGAGACCCCUUAUGCAGGGCCCUCGAACACGACCCCGUAAACCUAUACGAUGUGGAGAGGUGCUUUUUGCUGUUGGUGGUUGGUGCAGUGGUGAUGCAAUCUCUAGUGUGGAACGCUAUGAUCCUCAAGCACAUGAAUGGCGAAUGAUGGCAUCAAUGUCCAAGCGAAGGUGCGGUGUUGGCGUGGCAGUUCUGGAUGAUCUUUUGUAUGCAGUUGGAGGUCAUGAUGGGUCUUCCUAUCUCAACAGUGUAGAAAGGUAUGACCCCAAGACAAACCAAUGGAGUAGUGAUGUAGCUCCAACAAGCACGUGUAGAACCAGUGUUGGGGUAGCAGUGCUAGGAGGAUUCCUGUAUGCUGUUGGAGGACAAGAUGGAGUGUCCUGUCUUAACAUUGUAGAAAGGUUUGAUCCUAAGGAAAAUAAGUGGAUGAGAGUAGCACCUAUGAGCACUCGUCGGCUGGGGGUAGCUGUGGCAGUUCUUGGUGGACAUCUGUAUGCUACAGGGGGCUCUGACGGAACGUCUCCACUGAAUACAGUUGAACGUUUCAUUCCUCAGGAGAAUCGUUGGUCUCCUUGCCCACCUAUGGGAACAAGACGGAAACACCUUGGCUGCGCUGUCUUCCAGGACAUGAUCUAUGCAGUGGGGGGACGUGAUGACACAACAGAGCUCAGCAGUGCUGAGCGAUACAACCUUCGAACCAAUCAGUGGUCUCCAGUGGUUGCUAUGACUUCCAGACGGAGUGGAGUUGGGCUUGCAGUUGUAAAUGGACUUCUGAUGGCUGUUGGUGGCUUUGAUGGCACAACCUACUUAAAAACUGUUGAAGUCUUUGAUCCCGAUGCAAAUACAUGGAGAUUGUUCGGAAGUAUGAACUACAGACGCCUUGGUGGUGGGGUUGGAGUGGUGAAAAUGACACAAUGCGAGUCACACAUUUGGUGAACUGACACUUCCCAGAGGAUUGGCAUGCAUGUUUUACCAUUCGUAACCUGGCACUGAAUUGUUAAUUUGAAUGCUAUUGGUUAUAGAGUGCAGAAGAGCACCCACUGGAACAAGUGAAUGAAGCAAUCUUGUACACUUCAAUAUGGGUAUUUAGCAGUUGUAUUUAAAAUCGGAGCUAAUAGGAAUAACCAGAGGCAUCCUUUUAAUCUUAAUGAAAUAAAACCUGCUGCCUUAAAUUAACCAGCUCUAUUUAAAAAUACUCAAUUUACAAGCUUUUGAAAUAACUUCAUGGCAGCUGUAUACCUUAUUAACCAGCAAACUCUAUGCAGCUUGCAAACAAGAAAUUAAGUAGCUGAGUGCUCUUAUUGGCAGAGGUUAAUACUACAACAUUCAAAAGGGCACAGGAAAGUCAUAAUAGUGGGAGAACUCUGCUUUGGUCAAAGUCUACAUUAGGGGAGAGGGGACAAAUCAAUUUAAAGUUGUUAUACACUACAUUAAGUUCAUGGAAUGUAAACAGACACACACAAGUUUGCAGUAGUGGAGAAGUUAUGAUUCAGUGUGGUCUGUAAACUGACUGGAUUGUGUUAUGCUUUGCCAACCCAUUGUUUUAUAUUUGAGCUUUAAUUCAACUGUAAUGCCACAAUUUAUUCUUCCUGAGGAGAUCAAAUGGGGGCUGUAUUUAAAGGGCAUGAGUGACAAGUGCACAGUCAGAUUUCCACAACAAAAGUUAGCACAGGAUAAUUGAAUUCUUGGUUUUGGUUAUCUGUUAACUUUACAGUUUCAAUCCAAAAGGCAAGAGGUUUAAAUUUGAUGUACAAGUUUAGCCUUGAGACAGUGAACAUAUGUAAUGCUAUAAUCAUAGCCUAGUUACAGUUGGUAACUAAAACCUGCACUACUUUUAAAUGUCUUCAUGCAACUUGUUUUUUGGCUUUAACAGCUGUAACUUACUACCUCAGCUGUUGAGUUAAGCACUGAAAUCUCUAGAUAUCAUAUGUAGUUCCAAGUUGAGACUAUUAGUUUAAUUAUGGGAACUCCCAAGUCUAAUUGCAGGGUUCAUGCACUUCAGUUCCUGUUAAGUUCUAGCAUUUCCCUGUUAGAAGUAUUUGCUAGCUCUUACCUUGCAUACCUUUACAUGAAUUAUCCAUUGAAUAUAUGCUACCACUGUAGUGAAUGGGUUAAUGGAUUCAGUUGCUUAAUUGAAAACAUUAUUGCUGUUGCAAUGUUGCAUUUGUAUAUUUGACUUGUACAGUAUUUAAAUAAAAUUGUGCAAACAUGCAGAAAACUAGCUUUGGAAUAAUUAAACCCUUAUUUGACAAG
Messenger RNA from Pristis pectinata (smalltooth sawfish), 3382 nucleotides. RefSeq names its product kelch-like protein 20. NCBI's taxonomy places the organism in Eukaryota, Metazoa, Chordata, Chondrichthyes, Rhinopristiformes, Pristidae. Gene Ontology annotation, molecular function: protein binding. The record is from RefSeq and is a predicted model, not a curated record. The coding region runs from base 269 to 2065 and encodes 598 amino acids. The transcript is spliced from 11 exons.